CUGGGGGAGGAGGCAGUCCAAAUGUGAUUAUAAAAAGCCAGCCUUCAGCUGGAGAGCUGUUGCCUCACUGCUGUUCCCAUCUAACGUCGGGCUCUGGGAAAGGAAGAUUCACCUUCUUCCCCCUCCAAGGACGGGGAAACCACCGAGCAGGUCCAAAAGGGCUCUGGAGACCAUCUGUUUCCUCUCCCCCUUCUCCCGGCCAGUGACAAAGACUGAGCGCGGCGCCAUCAUGCGGCAAGAGGCGGUAUCGCUCUUCCUGUGCUACCUGCUGCUCUGCGCGUGCUGCAGGGUGGAGGCAGGCAAACGACAACGGGAAAAGGAAGAUUCGGAAGGCGGAGGCUCCGGGUUAUGGGGCGCGCUAACCUGCAUGGCUGUCGGAGGAGGCCUCCUGGCGGCAGGGCUGCCCGCGCUGGGCUUCCUGAGCACCGGCAUUGCCGCCAACUCGGUGGCCGCCUCCCUGAUGAGCUGGUCGGCCCUGGCGAACCGGGGCGGUGUGCCCGCCGGGGGGCUGGUGGCCACGCUGCAGAGCCUCGGUGAGUGGGGCGCGGGGCCCUCCUGCAGGGAUGCCAGAGCCCGGGGCCAGUGGUGGCAGUGCCCUCAUGGGCAAGAUUGGUGCCUUUCUAGGCUACACCGUCCACAGAUACCUGGAAAACAGCAAGGAGGAGGUGGAGGAAGAGGAGUAGCCUGCAGCAUCAGGAACCCCCAAACUCCUUCCAGCUGUAGUCCAGAGCUUUCUCUGUCGCACUCCUCGGUGACAGAGUAAAAUUCGAUCAGAAAACGUUUUGCCGGGGCAUCUGGGAGCCUCUGCCUUCUGCUCAGGUCAUGAUUUCAGGGUCCUGGGAAUGAGUCCCACAUCAGGCUCCUGCUUGGUGGGGAGCCUGCUUCUCCCCCUCCCUCUGCCAUUCCCCUUAUUUGUGUGCUCUCUCUUACUCUAUGUCUCAAAUAAAUAAAUAAAAUCUUAAAAACAAA
Mustela lutreola (European mink) is the source of this 969-nucleotide messenger RNA. It is a transcript of the gene IFI6, whose product is annotated as interferon alpha inducible protein 6. The coding region runs from base 230 to 763 and encodes 177 amino acids. The transcript has 5 exons. The record is from RefSeq and is a predicted model, not a curated record. NCBI's taxonomy places the organism in Eukaryota, Metazoa, Chordata, Mammalia, Carnivora, Mustelidae. Gene Ontology annotation, biological process: negative regulation of mitochondrial depolarization; apoptotic signaling pathway; negative regulation of extrinsic apoptotic signaling pathway in absence of ligand. Gene Ontology annotation, cellular component: mitochondrion; membrane.